This is a messenger RNA of Drosophila innubila, 4610 nucleotides long. RefSeq lists its product as uncharacterized. The transcript is spliced from 7 exons. NCBI's taxonomy places the organism in Eukaryota, Metazoa, Arthropoda, Insecta, Diptera, Drosophilidae. The record is from RefSeq and is a predicted model, not a curated record. The coding region runs from base 133 to 4194 and encodes 1353 amino acids.
AUACAAUUACAACUCUGUCUUCAUAAAGAAAAAAGCACAUACGAAGAAGGUUCUUUUUUUUUGUUCCCGUAUAAAAGUGCUGAACUCGCCAAAAAAAUAUAUAUUUAAGUUGCCUUUAAUCACAUUUUUAAAAUGGUUGUCUGCGCAAUGCAGAGCUUUGCGACAGAACAACAAUUGAAUGGCUGCAGUGCCAAGAAGUCGGCACAAACUACGCAGAUCAAAGACGCUGGAAUUGUCGAUAAUGGAAAUGGCGCCGAAGAAGAAGACCGCGAGGAGGGCGAAAUAGUCGAUGAAUUCGAAAUGAUCAUAUCCUCCGAGGACGAAGAGUUCAAACUGCGUGCCCGUAUACAGCAGCUCGAGGACAAGAGCAAGGAUAUUGAAAAGAUGGACAUGCUCUCCGCCAAUCUGGCCAAUCAAUAUAACUAUCAAAGGCCACAUAGAAUUGACAGAUAUUCACAGUAUCAGCACUUCUCGCCAAUCAGUGUGCUCUCGGAUGUGUCCAGCCUGUCGGAGGAGGAGUUUGAGCCGCCCAAAAAGUAUCGCAAGCAUAAAGCCAAGCGAAUGGAGGCCAAGAAACAUGGCCCACAGCUUAGACGCAAUCCGUUUGCCCAUCCCCAUCGAUCACAGCGCCAAGAGCAGCCGAAUCGCAAAAAGCGGCGUCACGAGCACCACAACAAUCAUUAUUACCAGCAGCAGCAGCAACAACAACAACAACAACAACAGGCAGCAAUUCUGCUGGACUCGCUGGACAGUGUGACAGAGGAUGAGAUCGGGGAGUAUGACGUGAAUGUGGAGAACGAGAACGAUGAUCAUGAGGAGCUGGAGCAGCUGAAAUUGAGCCGAAAUAAGCUGCGGAUGGCCCUGGCACGUACUGGGAACUAUGAUAUCAAGCCCAAGCACAGUCUGAAGGAGCGACUUCAGUAUCGGAUGCUUAAAUCGCCCAGUCCGAGCUCAAAUCCAAAGGAGAAGAAGGAAGAUCUGGCGCCGCACGCAUUUGAGAGCUACAAAGAUGAUGAUGCCAAUGCGAUAGAGGAGGAGCAGGAGCAACAGCAGCAGUCGCAUCAGCAAUUACCGCAGAUUGAUGAACCGCCGGAACUCAAGCUGCGAAUAAUCGCACUCAAAUCGGCCAUAUUAAAGAAGCAUAUGGCGCGCAAGAAGCGGGAUGCAGAGCGUGCUUAUUCGCCCACAGACAUGAUCAACCGCGUGCAUCAGCCGAGUACGGUAAGCAACGAGUGCGACGACAUUGAUGACCUCAUGGAGAUUAGUCCGGCAGCGUCGCCGGAGCGCACAACGUUCAGUCCGCCAGCGGCUAACUUGGAGGAGCCUGUGGAUAUGGAUCUGGCGCAGACGGACAGCGAUGAGGAUAGGCAACAGCAGUGGCCACACAACUGGCAGGCGACGGUCAACAGCGAUGAGAGCUGGCGCUGCUUUUUACCCAAUUCACUGCCACCCGUUUCCAUGCCCAUCGUGAUCGAUGAUGAUGAGGAGGAGCAGCAAGAGUAUCAUCAGAAUAGGAAACAGCAGCCGUUUGACGAUGAUGAUGAUGACGAAGUGCCUCCGCCACCACCUUCAUUUCACAUUCCACACAUGCAGCUGGAGGACGACGAUGCCAGGGAUGCAAUGCAUUUGAGCGAACAGCAUUCGCAUCAUGGUUCUUUCACCGACAUACAAUCGAUCUCAAUGGACAAUUCACAAACUCAAACUCUAACCUCUCGCACAUUUCAAGCUGAGUCCAGCGAGGAUGAGGCGGGUGCUCUGCGUGCCAUGCUACUCUCUAAGCUUAAGCCCACAACUCCUAUAGCUGCCAAGGAAGAGAAUACAUCUUCCAUUCAAAAAGAAGCCGAUGCUCACGACUCCGAUGAUCCCGACGAGCUGCGUCUGCUUUUGCUCUCCAGCAUUGCGUCCAAGAAGAAGAGUGAGCCCGAGGAAACCACUGGCGAUAGUCCGGAGAUACUCAAGAAGGCCGUUCGCCGCUUCCAGGUGACUUCCUUGCAGUCUUCACAAGCAUCAUCGACUGAUGCAACUGAGCUUGAGCCGGCCGAAGAAACGGUUGCUACGCUGCAGCAGCAAUUGCUCUUGCCUUUGUCACUGCCAGACUCUGUGCCUCAGCCUGUGACUGUGCCCAUGCCUGUGACUGAGCCUACGCCUGCUUCUGCUCCUGCCCCUGCCCCUGCUCCUUUGCCAGUUCCUCCGCCAGAGCUGCCAGAGGAGGUUUGUGAAACAGCAGCCACUCCUACGCCCACAGCACCAACUGUCCUCUCAUCAUCGACAGACAUUAUCAAGAUUGUGAAACCCAACAAGGUAAUCAAUAAGAAGACCGCACCCAAGCGCAAGAUUUCAAAACUACCUCCUCAAUCGCUGGCACCGCCUCUAAAGCGCCCGACAACGCUGCUGGUCAAGGAGUCAGUGGCUCCACUACACGUUCGGAAUGGUGGCAGCUCAACGCGACUGAUAACCACUCUCGAUCCGACGAGCAUCAAGGUAAACAAGCUGGUCAUUACUCUCGCCGAAUCCUCGGCUGGCAGUGACGAUGAGCUGGAACUGAGAAGAUGCUACGCCAACUACGCAAACUACGCCGACAAUCCAAGUCCCUUCAGCCCGGCAAUGGAUAGCGCCAGCAAUUCUACCACCCGGUCAAAUACUCCCAUCUCAGAGAUUCUCGAUUCGUCGACGGCGCCCAACAACUCUAAUUUGCGACGCACCGUAAUAAAUGAGUACUUCGAGAAGAAACUGGAUGAUUUCCUAAAGCAGGCGCGCUCCAAGGUGCCAACCCCUUCACCCCUGGUCUUGACCAAACCAAAGGCGGAUGGGGAAAAUGCAGAAAAGACAAAACUAGAACCAAAACUAACUCAAAAACCUGCACCAGUGCAGCAAAGCAACAAAGCAAAGCCAACGCCUGUGGCUGUGCGACACUUGCCGGUGGCAUCACAAAAAGAGUACUUGCGUCUAAUUGAGCGCAUGCAGUUGCUUGAGAAGAAGAAAAUCGUUGGAGCUGCCAAAGGAACAGUUAGCAAAAAGGACAAUGCAACCGCAUCGAAUGCUAAAGCCAAAGCUGAGAUCGAAAAGACGGCAACAGAAACAACUGCAAAUGGAGCAAUGCCAAAGACUGCGUCAGUUGAAAGCAGCAAGGAUAGCGAUAUGCCAACCACGUCCAAGACGACGGAAAAGAUGCCAUCGAAGGAAAGCCGGCUGAAGGCAUUUGAAAGUUCAUUUCUUAAAAUCGGCGGCAGCAUGAUUACGAACCUGGAAAAGUCGAUACGUAUGGUGGAGGAGGCGAAGCUGUCAAAGAUCGCACGACUGCGUUACUCGCACCGCUAUGAGGAACUGUUUGCAGAGAUGCAGUCCGUCAGGCAGGCAAUGAAGCUGGAGGAGGCGAAACUGUCGCGAAUACAGCCUGAAAUCCAAGCCAGCCAUGAGAUCAUCAUAUCGCUCAAGCAGAAGCGCAACAAACUGCGCAACGCUGCCAUGGAUCUGGGCAGUGGCCUUCAGGGCUCAGACUACAGGUUACUGGAUCCAGGCAAGGCUGAGAUAAUGCUCAAGUCCACGCAGCUAACCAAACAGAUUCGUUUGUACAACUCAAUUGUCAAAUAUGAGGACACCGUUACGUUGGCCGCCGAGGAAGCUCAACCAGAGUCAGAGUCCCAAUCAUUGCCAGCAACUGAAGUUACUCCACAAUUUAUCGAUACCAACGGCAUCAACAGUGUCACUCAAAAGCAGACUGAAAAUGAGAAUGAGAACGAGAAAGAGAAAGAGAUCAGCAUUCAGCAAGAGGAGCUAAAGCAGAAGGAGCAACCAAUUGGAUGUGAUUCGAUAGAAGUAGCAAUGGCAGGAGAAGAUGCAGCGACGAUUGAGACACAGCUGGACGUUGAUACAACGCCAAGAGAUUCAGCAGAUAACAUGGCCAGCUUCGACUUCCGUACGCAGCCUGUCCAAGAUGUUUCGCCCUACACCGUCAGCUUUAUGCGAGAACUAUGCGCUUCAUCUGCCGGAGAAGGGGAAUCCCUGCUUGGAGAGUACCGCACUCCGAUGUCGCGCAACUACAACAGCCAGCUGAAUGUCAAUGCCACCGUCUGUCCCUUUGAGCUGAUGGGUCGCUGCGAGGAUGUCGACUGUUCGUACCUGCAUUUGACGCGUGUGGAGAUGGAGGUAGAGUCGGCGUCAUCUGCCACGUCCACAGCCGCUGCAGCCAUCUGAGUCACACUGAGCUGCUGCAGCGACAACAUAUUUCUUUAAAAACCACAAAAAAAAGCCAAAAACAGAAACAAAAAUUCAUUUUUAAUAGCGUGCUUGAAUUCUGGUAAGUUGAACUCUUCACGCGACUUUAAAUUUAAAUGUUGCUUUCAGUCAUCGAGCGACAAGACGAACAACAACAAAACAACAACAACAGUACAAGAAACAAAUACUAAUGAGUUCGCAGAUCGAUCGAGUGACUGAAUAUACAUAUAUAUAUUUAAUUAGAUAUAUAUGUAUCUCGUUUCUUGUUGAAACAUGUUUGUUACAUACAUUUAUAUAUCGUAAAGUUACAAUUCACGUGGUGUUGUUAACUAGUGCAAGUUCGAUGUGAUGUCGGGCCCGGAACUUCCUUUAGUCCCGUUCGAACGGAUUGUGCA